AUCUAUACCUGUAUCAAGACCUGAAAGGGAGCUUGCCUGCUACUACAAUGCCUCACUUAACACCACAACAACUGCUCGCCGAGCUGGAAGUUUUCGCUUUACAGCCACCAAAUGAGGCUUUGGAGGACGCCGAUGUCCGGGCCAAACUCUAUGCCUUGUUCGAUAAGGCGAAGAAAUCACUGGAGACUCCGACCGAGUUGGUCACUAGAUUGCUGUUGUCUCAGCAUGUCGAAGGCACGGUGAUCGACGUUGCUCUAGAUCUAGAAUUAUUCUCCAAGCUGGAAGAGGAAAAUGGUAGCACCAAGCUUAAGACUUUGGCAUCGUCUAUCAAGGUGGAACCCGCGCUUCUUAAACGACUUUUGCGUGCUCUAGCAGCAUUUGGUGCUGUCCAAGAAGUUGAGCACGAUGGCUAUAGGCUAUCGCCGUCGCACUCCAUACUGGCAAAUACUGACUUCGGUCAUGCAGUGGUUACUGUGUCUGAAAUUCUCCACCCUACUUACCAAGCCCUACCUCAGUACCUGAAGUCAAGAAAUUACGCGACGCCAACCGAUCCCAAGAACACCGUAAUCCAGCAGGUCUUUGGGAUUAAAGACAAGGACAUGAUGAGCCUUGUUUUGGAAAAGCCCGAUUGGGCACGCGGUUUUGGUAUGCUCAUGAGCACAUGGGGCGAGAGCCAUGCUUUGCUCCAGCAUCUAUCUCCUGUCAAGGAAAGGCUUGUGGCGGGUUUCAACGCCGAUAUCAAUCCGGUAUUGUUUCUGGAUGUCGGCGGUGGAUACGGUCAGAAGUCCAUUGCUCUCCGGCAGGCAUUCCCCGACCUCCCAGGCAAAGUCGUCGUUCAAGACAUGCCCGUGUUCAUUGAUACUGCGCCAGUUGUGGAGGGGAUUGAUUUUACUGUCCAUGACUUCUUCACGGAACAACCUGUCAAAAGCGCAAAAGCGUAUUAUAUCCGGCAGUGUCUACAUGAUUGGCCGGACGAAGCUUGCGUGAAGAUAUUAAGCAUGCUUCGACCUUCUCUAAAACCGGGUUACUCCAAACUUCUUAUUCACGAAUUGAUAGUACCCGAUACUAGCGCCAGUACAUGGGCCGCUGUGCAGGAUAUCAACAUGAUGAGUAGGCGUUAA
This is a messenger RNA of Lindgomyces ingoldianus, 1121 nucleotides long. RefSeq names its product putative Sterigmatocystin 8-O-methyltransferase. The transcript is spliced from 5 exons. The coding region runs from base 48 to 1121 and encodes 357 amino acids. Lineage: Eukaryota; Fungi; Ascomycota; Dothideomycetes; Pleosporales; Lindgomycetaceae. The record is from RefSeq and is a predicted model, not a curated record. Gene Ontology annotation, molecular function: O-methyltransferase activity.